Ilyonectria robusta is the source of this 720-nucleotide messenger RNA. RefSeq lists its product as uncharacterized. Gene Ontology annotation, molecular function: dolichyldiphosphatase activity. The transcript has 2 exons. Bases 1 to 720 code for a protein of 239 amino acids. Gene Ontology annotation, cellular component: intracellular membrane-bounded organelle; endoplasmic reticulum membrane. Gene Ontology annotation, biological process: lipid biosynthetic process; protein N-linked glycosylation. The record is from RefSeq and is a predicted model, not a curated record. Lineage: Eukaryota; Fungi; Ascomycota; Sordariomycetes; Hypocreales; Nectriaceae.
AUGGACGACUCCACGCCCCUUGCCUCGCUCUCCAUCACCCACAUCUACUAUGACCCCGACGAUUUGCUCUCCCUCGUUUGCGCCUACCUCGCCCUCCUCCCCCAGGCCCUCUGCGUCGUCUACGCGACCCUCAUCCUCUUCACCCGUGAAGUCGAAGUCGCCUUGAUGUUCGCCGGUCAGCUCGCCUGCGAGGUCAUCAACUUCGCCCUCAAGCGCCUGAUCAAGGAAGAGCGCCCGCUCCGCAUCCACGGCAAGGGCUACGGCAUGCCCAGCUCCCAUGCCCAGUUCGUCGCCUUCUGGUGCGUCUCCCUCGCCCUCUUCCUCCUCGUUCGCCACCGCCCACCCAAAGUCUUGCGCGGCCGCGCCGACAGCAGCGUCCACCAGCCCUGGUCUUUUAUCGAGCGAUUGGCUAUGAGUACGGUUGGCUUGAUCAUUGCUGGUGUCACGGCGUGGAGCAGGAUCUACCUCAACUACCAUACCACCAAGCAAGUCCUCGUGGGCUGUACUGCUGGAGUAGUCAGCGCCGUGGGGUGGUUCGCCAUUACUAGCAUUGUGCGCCACAUCGGUCUCCUGAGCUGGGCACUGGAGACGCCCCUCGCCAGGGCCUUCAGAGUCAGAGAUCUCGUGGUAGAGGAAGACAUGUGCCAGGCUGGUUGGGAGAAGUGGGAAGAGAGGAGGGCAGAAGUAGCAUCUUCAAAGAAGAGCAAGAAGACGACCUAG